Molecule: messenger RNA, 1699 nt
Organism: Clarias gariepinus (North African catfish)
Lineage: Eukaryota; Metazoa; Chordata; Actinopteri; Siluriformes; Clariidae
Product: E3 ubiquitin-protein ligase TRIM21-like
Exons: 6
Coding region: 16-1638 (540 amino acids)
Molecular function (GO): zinc ion binding; protein binding
Source: RefSeq, a predicted model, not a curated record
UCUCCUGUGUCAGUCAUGGCUUCCUCCAGCAGUGUCCUGAGUGAAGAUCAGCUCCAGUGCUCCAUCUGUCUGGAUGUGUUCACUGAUCCAGUCUCUACUCCAUGUGGACACAACUACUGUAUGAUCUGUCUCAAAGAGUUCUGGGACAGCAGUUCACACUGUCAGUGUCCAGUGUGUAAAACAUCUUUUGCUAAAAGACCAGAGUUAUGUGUGAAUACGUUCAUCUCUGGACUCGCUGCUCCAUUUAAGAAGUCAGUUCAGGUGAAAUCCAGCAGUGCUGCAGAAAAACCCACCCAAUCUCUGGUGCUCUGUGAGAUCUGCUGUGAAAAGAAAUGUGCAGCUGUGAAGUCCUGCCUGACCUGUAUGAUCUCUUACUGCAAGACUCACCUGGAACCCCAUGAGAGAGUGUCUUCAUUAAAAAAACACAAACUGAUGGAUCCUAUGGAGAACCUGGAGAACUGCAUCUGCCAGAAACAUGAGAGACCCCUAGAGCUGUUCUGUAGAGACGACCAGACGUGUGUGUGUCAGUUCUGUACUGAAGGAGACCACAGAACUCACAACACUGUUCCUUUAGAGGAGGAGAUUAAAGAGAAGAAGACUGAGAUAGAAAAGACACGAGCAGAAGUUCAGCAGAUGAUCCAGGAGCGACUGAAGAAGAUUGAGGAAAUCAAACACUCUGUCGAACUCAAUAAUAAAACCACAGAGAAGGAGAAAGCAGAUGUUGUGGAGAUCGUCAGUGCUCUGAUGAGCUGCAUUGAGAGAAGCCAGGCUGAGCUGCUUAAGGUGAUGGAGGAGAAGCAGAAAGCAGCAGAGAGGCAGGCUGAAGAGUUCAUUAAAGAUCUGGAGCAGGAAAUCACUGAGCUAAAGAGGAGAAACACUGAGCUGGAGCAGCUCUCACACACUGAGGAUCACCUCCACCUCCUACAGAUUUACCCGUCACUGUGCAGCCCUCCACACACCCAGGACUGGACUGAUGUCACUAUUAACUCUCGUCUGAGUGUGGAGACUGUGAGGAGAGCUCUGUCUCAGAUUCAGGAGACUCUCAGUGAGGAAAUGGAGAAGCUUGAUGAGACUGAGCUGAAGAGAAUUAAACUAUAUGCAGUGGAUGUGACUCUGGAUCCUGAUACAGCGAAUCCUUAUCUCAUUCUGUCUGAUGAUGGGAAACAAGUUACACAUGGAGACACAGAACAGAAUCUCCCAGAUAACCCAAAGAGGUUUGAGUAUUAUGCUGAUGUCCUGGGAAAGAAGGGAUUCUCCUCAGGGAGAUUUUACUAUGAGGUCCAGGUCAAAGGGAGUACCGAGUGGGAGUUAGGAGUGGCCAGAGAGUCAAUUAAGAGGAAAGCGGAGAUUACAGCCAGUUCUGAAGAUGGAGUCUGGUGUGUGUGGCUGAGGAAUAAGACUGACUAUGAGGCUCCUUUUGUCUCCCUCUCUUUAAAACAGGCUCCUCAGAAGGUGGGGGUGUUUGUGGAUUAUGAGGAGGGUCUGAUCUCCUUCUAUGAUGUUGAUGCAAAAUCUCAUAUCUACUCUUUCACUGGUCAGACUUUAACUGAAAAACUUUAUCCAUUCUUCAGCCCCUGUUCUAAUGAUGGAGGUAAAAAUUCAGCACCACUGAUUAUCUGUCCUGUUAGUCAAAUAUAAUAUAAAUUUUUGAAUUUGAAUUUCAUUUUCUUUAAAUCAUUUCAGCAUUGUGUAAAGUUGG